Molecule: messenger RNA, 2092 nt
Organism: Carya illinoinensis
Lineage: Eukaryota; Viridiplantae; Streptophyta; Magnoliopsida; Fagales; Juglandaceae
Product: xanthoxin dehydrogenase-like
Exons: 4
Coding region: 1010-1855 (281 amino acids)
Biological process (GO): abscisic acid biosynthetic process
Cellular component (GO): cytosol
Molecular function (GO): xanthoxin dehydrogenase (NAD+) activity
Source: RefSeq, a predicted model, not a curated record
AACUUCACCACCACAAUUUAUUCCCUCUGUUUUCUCUGCGAGUUUUAUAUCUCUGCGAUCUCGUCGCUCUCAUCUCUCAGUUAUGUGAUAUAUGAAAAUAUGUGUGUCAUUAUCUGGAAAUGAUGCAUUAUCUAUGUUAAAUUCUCAAUGCUGAAUGAUGGAAGGAUUUUGUUCUCCUACGGCGCUGAAAUUAGAACAUUUCUUCAAGUUGUGUUUUGCAUGAUUGUUAAGUGGCUAUAUUGUUGUUUUCCAUAAUUUAUAGGAAUUUAGGAUUUUUCAAUCGCACGUGUGUAUACUGUGUGGAUCAGUGCAUCCAUUAUUGAAAAAGUUUGACUAAAUUUCACAUUCUGCAGUUGAAAUGGCAUUUCUAUUGCAUUGAAUAAUUAUCCUUUUGAAUUCAAAUUGAACAUAGUGGCUGUAGUGGAGGACAUUAAUUGACAGUUUGUAUUGUAUGGUGGGAACAGGCUAGGCCAUUGCCAAUGCUCUAAUAAGUCCAAAAUGGAUAAGUAUAUCCAUUUGCAGCCACUGCCUUCAUUUUCACUGUUCAAUUUAGGAAAAAAAAAAAUGGAUAACAUCAAUAUGUAAAUCAAUGGAAUCUGUGGAUGAAAGAGCCUUAAUCCAAAUAGGGACCCUCCAUGGCAUCAUUUCUUGUUCAAGCCCUUCAACUGCUUCACUUCUUCGAACUCAACUCAGAUCACUUCCCUUCUUCUAUCUCUGCACUGCUUUGUUCUUCUAGGGUUUCCCUUGCCGCCGUUGGAUCUCUAUCACCAUCUCUCUCUCUCUCUCUCACGCUCAAACGCUAACUCAAAUUCUGAGCAGACAUUGCCGUUGUUUGUCACAGAGAAAAUCGCCGAUAUGGUUCUCUCUCUCUCUGUAAUUUUGAAUCAGGACUGAAAGUGGCAUGAGCUUUGGAUGGUUCAUCUUUAAUGCAAAGCACGAGUAUAUACGCUCUUCUCUGAAUCAGAUAUUGAAAAAGUGAAGGAAAAAAAAAAAACUCUCCCAGACGAUCAUGUCUGCUGCCAAAUUUGGUGGUGAGUCUUCACUUCCAGGCCAAAGAUUAUUGGGGAAAGUGGCAUUGAUCACAGGAGGAGCCACUGGUAUUGGAGAGAGCAUUGCGCGCCUAUUCCACAAAAAUGGUGCAAAAGUUUGUAUAGUUGACUUACAGGACAACCUUGGCCAGCAUGUCUGUGAUACCCUUGGUGGUGAACCAAACUCUUGUUAUUUCCAUUGUGAUGUUACCAAAGAAGAUGAUGUUUGUCGUGCAGUUGACUUCACUGUCAGUAAAUUUGGUACACUUGACAUCAUGGUCAAUAAUGCUGGUGUGUCAGGUUCACCGUGUCCCGAUAUCCGCAGUGCAGACAUAUUGGAGUUUGAGAAGUUAUUUGAUAUAAACGUGAAGGGAGUAUUCCUUGGAAUGAAACAUGCAGCUCGGAUUAUGAUCCCAUUAAAGAAGGGCUCUAUAAUUUCUGUGUGCAGUGUUGCAAGUGCCAUAGGGGGGAUCGGUCCACAUGCCUACACAGGGUCCAAGCAUGCUGUUUUAGGGCUCACCAAGAAUGUUGCAGCUGAGCUUGGACUACAUGGGAUACGUGUCAACUGUGUUUCUCCUUAUGCUGUUCUAACAGGCUUGGCUUUAGCUCACUUGCCGGAGGAGGAGAGAACUGAGGAUGCCAGGGUAGGUUUUCGUGAUUUUGUUGGGAGGAAUGCUAACCUGCAGGGAGUAGAAUUGACCGCCGAUGAUGUGGCUAAUGCUGUGCUAUUCUUAGCAAGCGAUGAAGCAAGGUAUGUAAGCGGAGACAAUCUCAUGGUUGAUGGGGGCUUCACAUGCUCAAAUCACUCACUUCGGGUGUUUAGAUGAAAUGACAUUCAAGAGGCUCAUGCCUUGUUAGUUGGAGUGGUGUUCACUAUGGUCUCUUUAGUGGGCAGGGCUGUCGAGUAGAAUGGGUGGGUAAGUUCUUGAUAGAAUGUUGCUUUUUGUUUAUCAUGUUUAUUAGUUGCAGCUGGAUCAAGUCUUCACUGAUCAAGCAACUCUUAUGCUGUUAACAAUUAUGAUAUAUUAAGCAACUCUGAAAGAUAUAAGAUUGUUCUUUCUAAA